GAUGGCAGAUUGCAGCCGAUCACCUUUUCAGAUGGGCAUUAUGUUUUCAGGUUGUUGGGGGAAAGAUGACGGAAUCCGGUCGUCUGUGUGCAUUCAUCACUAAAGUGAAGAGAGGAAGUCUGGCUGACACUGUGGGACACCUGAGACCAGGUGAUCAGGUUCUGGAAUGGAACGGUCGGGUUCUCCAGGGAGCCACGUUCAAUGAGGUUUACAACAUCAUCCUAGAGUCCAAACCAGAACCCCAGGUGGAGCUGGUGGUGUGCCGCCCAAUCGGAGAUGUUUCCAGAGUGGCAGACAGUACCCACGUCCAACUGGACUCCAGUUCCAGUUCCUUCGACUCUCAGAAAGUCGGUCCGUCCAUCUCCGUCACAUCCCCCAUGAGUCCUACUGUUCUGUCUGGACAGGUCUCUGUGAAGCUGUGGUACGAUAAAGUCGGUCAUCAGCUGAUAGUCACUGUUCUUGGAGCCAAAGAACUUCCUGUCCGAGACGACGGGAGGCCAAGGAAUCCGUACGUCAAGAUCUACUUCCUGCCAGACAGAAGUGAUAAGAGUAAGCGGAGAACAAAGACUGUGAAGAAGUCGGUAGAACCUCGGUGGAACCAGACUUUCAUGUACUCUCCGGUACAUCGGCGGGAGUUCAGAGAACGGAUGUUGGAGCUGACGGUCUGGGAUCAGGCCCGAGUCCGAGAGGAGGAGAGCCAGUUCCUGGGAGAGGUGUUGAUAGAGUUGGACUCGGCUCUGUUGGACGAUCAGCCUCACUGGUACAAACUGCAGCUCCAUGAUGUUUCCUCUCUGCCGCUGCCCAACGCCUCCCCCUACCUGCAGCGGAGAGGACUGCAGCCUGAGGACCCUCCGGGUGGGAGGAGGCUGCAGAGGUCUCAGAGGAUCAGUGACAGUGAGUUUUCAGAUUAUGACUGUGAAGACGGCAUCGGGGUGAUAUCAGGUGUGAUGAAGGACCCAUCGAAGAUGAGAGACAGUCUGUCCUUUAAAUCCUCAGACAGUGAUGUCAGCGACGUGUCGGCCAUGUCCAGUGACAUCAGAGCUGUCCGCAGGAUCAGGGCGGCGCCGGCGGCGUCCGGAGCUCCUCUCACCAAGUCGUCGAGCGUCGGAGGAGAAAUCUGUUCUCUGGGGAGAAAUGAUGAUGACGACGACGACAAAAAGCGACGCUCGAGCUUCGGCGCCAAGAUGAUGGGAAUGGUUGGACUUGGGAAGAAGAGUCAGAGCGCCUCACAGCUUAACCCCGAGGAGGAGGAGAAGAAGAAGAAGGUGGUGAGACUUCCUGUCCAGAGGAGUGUCGAAACCGGUUUGGCCAUCGAGUUUAAAUCUCGUUUCACCCGACAGCAGAGUCGCGACCCGGACGCCGAGGAACCCAAACCGGGAGCUUUGAUAUUCCCGGGAGUAAAGUUGGCGUCGGACAAACAGUUCACUGGAUUCCUGGAGGGAUUAGGCCCCGCCCAGCUGGCUGGACGACAGACUCUGGCCACUCCCCCUAUGGGUGACAUCCAGAUCGGGAUGGUGUACAGGAAGGAGCGUCUGGACGUAGAGGUGAUCCGAGCCAGAGGGCUUGUGGGUAAACAAGGCAACAAGAACACACCAGCUCCCUAUGUAAAGGUGUAUCUGAUGGAUAACGGGAAGUGUGUGUUGAAGAGAAGAACUCGUCUGGCCAGAAAAACCCUGGAUCCUCUUUAUCAACAACAGCUGCAGUUCGAGGAAAACCCGGAAGGAAAAGUACUGCAGAUCAUCGUGUGGGGCGACUACGGUCGGAUGGAUCAUAAAUCCUUCAUGGGCGCCGCUCAGAUACUAUUGGACGAUCUGGACCUGUCCAACAUGGUGAUUGGCUGGUUUAAACUGUUUCCUGCCACCUCAUUGGUGGACCCCGCUUUGGCCCCACUGACCAAUAAGGAGACAGAGGGCAGCAAGUCAUAGCGUCAGGGGGUGGGACCAACAGUAUCGCCAUAGCAACGGGCCAGGAUGGGACAGGAGUGGAUGUGUUGUUGCCCGGGCGGAGCCUAAAAAAGUUCCAUGAUCCUCCUCUGCUGCUGCAUGCUGCAUGAUGUCACCUGUGAGGAAGAGGGAGGCUCCGCCCUCUGAUGCUUAAACAGGCAAUGACUUUCCCAGUGAGUGGUGGGGCAGCGCAGCAAAGGAAACUAGGAAAAAAAAAAAAGGAGAGGCCUGUGACCUCCAGCUGCCAGCCAGUCAGAGCAGCUCCUCAGGAGUCAUGUGACUGUUAGAGGCAUGUCCAUAGAUAGUUUCCAUGGAGAUGCAGGAAUGUGGAAGUCUGGUUCUUUGUUUUUGCAUGGAACAUUAGAACAUAAAAAACAUCAACUGUGAAAAAA
Morone saxatilis (striped sea-bass) is the source of this 2335-nucleotide messenger RNA. Its product is annotated as regulating synaptic membrane exocytosis protein 2-like. Lineage: Eukaryota; Metazoa; Chordata; Actinopteri; Moronidae. Gene Ontology annotation, biological process: positive regulation of synaptic transmission; calcium ion-regulated exocytosis of neurotransmitter; regulation of membrane potential. The record is from RefSeq and is a predicted model, not a curated record. Gene Ontology annotation, molecular function: small GTPase binding; transmembrane transporter binding. Gene Ontology annotation, cellular component: cytoskeleton of presynaptic active zone; presynaptic membrane.